This is a messenger RNA of Pelodiscus sinensis (Chinese soft-shelled turtle), 3096 nucleotides long. RefSeq names its product ELOVL fatty acid elongase 6 (gene ELOVL6). Gene Ontology annotation, molecular function: fatty acid elongase activity. The record is from RefSeq and is a predicted model, not a curated record. NCBI's taxonomy places the organism in Eukaryota, Metazoa, Chordata, Testudines, Trionychidae. Gene Ontology annotation, biological process: very long-chain fatty acid biosynthetic process; fatty acid elongation, saturated fatty acid; sphingolipid biosynthetic process. Gene Ontology annotation, cellular component: endoplasmic reticulum; endoplasmic reticulum membrane.
GGUGUGCCAAAAAAGCUACUGCUCAAGGGUGAUUCCUUCGCAGCCUCUAGCUAUCGCAUUCUCCAGUUUUUGCUUCAGUCGCGUUCUAAACGGUGGCGGAUUUUCGAGCCCGGGGGCUACUCUUGCGCUUGCGGGAGGAGGUAUAUGCAUGUCACCACCACCAAGCAGAGGCUGAGCUGCACGCAGACGGGCACUAAGACCGCAACGCCUCCAUUUCCUCUCAGGGUGGAUGCAGAAGCUGAGAGGAGGAGACCUCCAGACACGGGUGGAGAAGGAUAGGAAGAGGAGAAAAGCAAUGCGAAAUCAAGGAUAUAGCUGAGAGAGAGAGAAAGAGAGGGGGAGAGAGAAAGGGGCGACUGAAGGGAAGACGCGGGGGGAAAGAUCUGUAGAUAAUCUAUUUAUAUUUAGACAUAGGAAGGCAUCCCCUAGAAGAUUGGUCCAAUGAACAUGUCAGUGUUGACUUUGCAAGAAUACGAAUUUGAAAAGCAAUUCAACGAGAAUGAAGCCAUCCAGUGGAUGCAAGAGAAUUGGAAGAAAUCUUUUCUGUUUUCAGCUCUGUAUGCUGCCUUUAUAUUUGGUGGUCGGCACCUAAUGAACAAACGAGCAAAAUUUGAACUGAGGAAACCGCUAGUGCUCUGGUCCUUGAGCCUUGCAGUCUUCAGUAUAUUUGGUGCUGUCCGAACUGGUGCUUACAUGCUGUACAUUCUGAUGACCAAAGGCCUGAAGCAGUCAGUGUGUGACCAGAGUUUUUACAAUGGACCUGUCAGCAAAUUCUGGGCUUAUGCCUUUGUACUAAGCAAAGCACCUGAAUUAGGAGAUACAAUAUUCAUUAUUCUUAGGAAACAGAAGCUCAUCUUCCUGCACUGGUACCACCACAUUACGGUGCUGCUUUAUUCUUGGUACUCUUACAAGGACAUGGUGGCUGGCGGUGGCUGGUUUAUGACCAUGAACUAUGGAGUGCACGCUGUUAUGUACUCUUACUACGCCUUGCGGGCUGCUGGCUUCCGAGUCUCACGCAAGUUUGCCAUGUUCAUCACCUUAUCACAGAUCACUCAGAUGUUGAUUGGUUGUGUAGUUAAUUACCUGGUCUUCUCCUGGAUGCAACAGGGGCAGUGCCACUCCCAUGUUCAGAACAUCAUCUGGUCUUCUCUCAUGUACCUCAGCUAUUUCGUGUUAUUCUGCCAUUUCUUCUUUGAGGCCUACAUCGGCAAAACCAGAAAAGCAAGGAAGGCUGAUUAGUGGUAUAAAACAAGACAGAAGCCAUAGCUCAGGGUCAUCAAGAAAAACAAAAGAAAAACAAACAAAACAAAAUGGCACAAGGAAACAUGAAUGGUGCAGCUAAACCUCGGCAGCUUAGGGACAGCUAGGUUGGUUUAAACCAGUAAGUUUAUGAUCCUAUCAUGGUGAGGACUCACUGAAUUCUACUCCAUCUCUGACGACUGCUGAGGAAAGACAUCUUCCUUCUUGUACCUGUCAGCUCUGAAAAAGGAAGGAAAAUAACAUUUUGCAGGGGAGAAAUAAGCCUUGUGCUUCCCCAAAGAUGGAAGAAAGACCUUUAUAAAAAAAUUAUUUCUAUAUCCUUUCUAAUCUUUUUUUCUGCAUUCAAUUUGAACAAAACAAAGCAGAGAGCAGACAAACUAUUUGUGUCUAUGAUACCAGUACAGUUACAAAAUUAAAAACUUUAUCCUAAAGGGUUGACCUGUUUAGCCCAAAUGUGAAAAACGAAUGGUUAUCUUGAAUGUUUGUUAUGGAAAGUCAUUGAACUAGUGAAUGGAGUUGAUAAAAGAUUGAUUUCUCCACUCUGUGAUAUGCUGUGCAUGCAGAUUUGGGAUGCAACAUCUAUGCUUUCAGCAGGCAGAGAGGAGCAGUAAUUUUUCAAGAUUUAAAUUUGAUGAGAUACAUAUCAUAUCUCAGAGAGUGCUUUUUCCAAGUGCAUUUUCCAAUCAAAGUCAAGGAAUUUCUGCAGCAGAAUAAGGCAGAGGGUUAAAUCAAUCUCUGUUACAUUGCCUGGAGCUAACAACAGAGUAAUGGGUGUGGAGGAUGAGAACCCCCUAAUAUUUUUUAACAAUUAUCUGUGAGUCUCAAAUUAAUCAGCAGUAUUACAGCAGCUGAAGUAAAUGAAAGUGGGGAAGAAUCAAAAGAAAAUUUAGACAGCUAGAGACAGACACUCUAUCUACAGAAUAGGGCCCUGUGGUACAGCACAUAUUUUAUAUUUUUGUGAACUUAAGAAAAAGAUAUCUGCAACCGUAAUAGCAUUCGGCAGGACUGUAUGUGACAUUGGCUAACACUGUGUUUCUGCAUUUGCUUCAUGAGCAGUGCAAAGAAGUUUAAAGUGCCCUCCUCUGGUCAUGUGGAGAUACUACAACAAAACUUACUUGGAAUAGUUUUUCUUGAGACUUCUAUAGAAAUAUUAUUCUAAUGAAAUCAUUUUGCUGCAACAGCUUAACUAUAAUGUCCAGGGAGAAUUAUCCUUAAUUGAGAACAAUCUGCUUUGUAGCAUCCUACUGACCACUUAAGAAGACAUCCUGUUCUCAAGUCAGCUACAGAUAGGAGAAAAGAUAUUUCACUCUGCACCUGAAAGGCAGUUAGUUGAUAAGAGCCAUAUUCUUUCAAAGAAAAGUAGAUUGCGUUAUCUGUAAUUUUUCAGUCCUUACAAAGCCAAAUAAAAUAUGUACAAGUUCCUAGUAUUUAAAAAAAGCAAGUAUGUAAACUUGAUGUUAAAUGUGUUAAUGUAGUAUUCUAAAUUGUAAUCAGUUUGGUAGUUGAACUAAACAAUUAGAAGAACUAGAUGAACAGAAUAUGUUCUGCAUAGAAUAUACACAACUAGACCCAUAGACACAUUAUGUGACUUGUCAACAAGAAGAAAGUCCAGUGGAAGAGAAUCACAUUUUCUGGCUAAUGCAAAAGAUUGUCAUUAUCUUUUUUGCUUUAAUUUGAGAUUGUACAGUACAAAGUAUUAUUAUUAUUAUUAUUAUUUUGGCUUUAAUUGUGCUGACAUUCAUAAAACAGAGCUGCUUAAUAUUCUAUGAGAGAUGACAAGGGCUUUAAGUGUCUCUAUGUGAAGAAGAACAAAAAAUAAAGUUACAUUCCGUAUUA